UGAGGGGGGCAGUGGGAUGGUCAGCACUUUUUUUUUUUUCCAGUGCCCCCUAUUGGGGGCGCCAGUAGGUCUCCAAUUAAAGCUAUUGUGAAGAGCACAUUUCAUUUCCGACCCCUAGCUUGGCUUUCAUGAAACUAGACUCCCGGGGCUCAUAAAUAAAAGAUCCCCUGUGCGGUGGCGGCUGAUCACCGGAGCUCUUUCAGCUGUAUAAGUGGUGAAAGGCGACAUAAUCUGCCCACAUUAAGAUCUGGACUGAGAUUGAGAAACGCACACAGAGAGGGGCCUGGAGAGAGACGCUCAUCUCUGGAGGAACCGCAUAAGUCUCCUGGAGGCAGCAUGAUGAACCCGCAGCAGCAAGGCGAGCCCCUCCUGCACGACCCUCCUCCGGUCUUCGGGAAGCCCUGGUUCUGGCAGCGCAGCAGCAGCACCAUGGAGAGCAGCCGCAGCCUGGCGCAGGUCAUCAUGGAGAUGCGCGACGAAAUCAAGAAGCUGGAGGCGGAAAACAGAGAGCUGCGUGGGGACUGUGGUGGUCAGCGUGCAGGGACGGCGGGAGAAACCAGCGCUGGAACUGAGCAACCCGCGAUACUGGAAAACCCCUACGGGAACUUGAGACGGAAUGCGUCUGCGCCAGUCCUGGAGGGACAGUACAAAGAAAACACUGCCAUGACUGUGCGAAGGUACUCUACGAGCUCCAACCUCUCCGGGUUGACAGUGAGAGAGGGAAGGGUCGACAAGAACAGGCAGAGCAACUCAGGAUGGGACAGACUUCACGAAGAAAUCCGGCAUGACAGCGACGUGUUUGGAGAAGCAGAGAAAGCCAACAACCGCCACUCAUUGCAGGAGUACGUCCAUAAAAACAGGGCCAAGGUAAAAACCGUAACCUUCCUGCUGCCCGUUGACGACAUUUACACCAGUCGACCUGUUCUGACCAAACACCAAGAGGAGCCCAAAAUCACCGGUCUGGCUUCCAUAGCCGAGACCGAGUCCUGAGAAAAAAAGCAAACAAACAUUUUUUAAAAGACUUUGGACAUAUUAAUGAAACAGGUUGAAGAUAUAAACUGGAACUUUUCAUCCUCAUCUGAGUUUUUUUCUUUUCUUCUUCUUCCCUUCCUAACUAGGUCAAUUUAGAUUGAGUAAGCAAGCAGACCGAUUUUUUAUCACACCUGACCAACAAACUGGAGUCUCUGAUUACAGGUGUUCUUUUCAUUUGGCCGUGGCAAUCUAUGCCUGGUCAACAGGGAUGAGACGCGGGGGCCUCUCUCUGAACGGAGGAUCGGGUGUCCGGACUCCUCUCCCGGCCCGGGCUGUGGUUUCAGGGUGACACAUGUGGCAGCCGCCUUUUCAGACUCAGCCGUGGUCGCUGACUCAGUGCGUGCGAGCCACGUCACUGUCAUCAUUUAUUCAUCUUCUUGUUCUCUUAACAAGGCGCACUGAAAUGCAUAUCCACAACCCCGAGUCAAACUGGAGGAUUUGUAUUUGUAACCCGUGUAAAAAAAAAAAUAAAAAAAUAAAAAAAAAGGGAAUUAAAGGCAUCACCGACGACAUGUGUCCGUAUUCAGGUUUAUUUAGCAACAAUACCCGAUGACUCACAACCACACAUUCUCCUCGUUAAAAU
Messenger RNA from Poecilia latipinna (sailfin molly), 1615 nucleotides. RefSeq lists its product as uncharacterized. The record is from RefSeq and is a predicted model, not a curated record. Bases 337 to 990 code for a protein of 217 amino acids. The transcript has 3 exons. Lineage: Eukaryota; Metazoa; Chordata; Actinopteri; Cyprinodontiformes; Poeciliidae.